Molecule: messenger RNA, 2111 nt
Organism: Cydia fagiglandana
Lineage: Eukaryota; Metazoa; Arthropoda; Insecta; Lepidoptera; Tortricidae
Gene: AnxB10
Product: annexin B10
Exons: 8
Coding region: 225-1199 (324 amino acids)
Cellular component (GO): cytoplasm
Molecular function (GO): calcium-dependent phospholipid binding; calcium ion binding
Source: RefSeq, a predicted model, not a curated record
GUCAAAGUUUGUGUACGUGUCCGGUGCUUGGUAAUUUCCAAUCGAAGUAUUUACGUUAGUUUACUACAUAGAAGUGCUAUAUUACCGUGUUGUUGUUCAAAAUACAGUGUUUGUUCAGUAAUAACAGCCAGACGUGUCACAAGUGUUGUGUCCCACUAACACAAAUAGCGAGAUACUUCUUGCUCUAAUAGUCAGUGACUUCACUUCUUCCGCCUGACGCCAGAAUGUCUCAUCAGCGUGAACCAACCGUGGUAGGCGUAGCCAACUUCAACGCUGCAGAAGAUGCAGCCACCCUCCGCGGAGCCAUGAAGGGCUUUGGCACCGAUGAGCAGACCAUCAUCGACAUCCUGUGCUCCCGCUCUAAUGCCCAGCGGCAAGCUAUCGCCCAGGCAUUCACCCAUGAGUAUGGAAGGGACAUCAUCGAAGACCUAAAGUCCGAGCUAGGCGGUAACUUCGAAGACGUGAUCGUCGCCCUGAUGCGUCCGCCAGCAGAAUACCUCUGCAAGGAGCUGCACAACUGUAUGGAGGGCGUGGGCACCGACGAGAACACCCUGGUGGAGAUCCUGUGUACUAGGACUAAGAAGGAGAUCGCUGAGAUCGUCGACGCUUAUGAGAGACUGUACAACCGUCCGUUGGCCGAGCAUAUGUGCUCCGAGACGUCAGGAGACUUCCGCCGAUUGCUCACACUCAUCGUGACCUCUGCUCACCAGGGCGCGCGCGACGAGGAAGCGGGCGUUGACCUCGCCCGCGCUCAGGCGUCGGCUCAAGAACUGUUCGACGCCGGAGAAGCCAAGUGGGGCACUGACGAGGAGAUCUUCAACAAGAUUCUUGCCCACGAGAGCUUCGCGCAGCUGCGCGCCAUCUUCGAGGCCUACAAGGACAUCGCGGGCCGCACUAUCGAGCAGGCCAUCAAAGCUGAAAUCGGGGGCGAGCUCAAGGACGCGCUUAGCGCUAUCGUGGAGUGUGUGGAGAACGCGCCAGCCUGGUUCGCGCAGCGCCUGCGCACGGCUGUGGAAGGCGCGGGUACUGAUGACGCGGCGCUCGUGCGGAUCAUCACGAGCCGCGCCGAGAUAGACCUGGCCGCCAUCAAGCGCGAGUAUGAGCGCAUCUAUGAUAAGACGCUCGAGAGCGAUAUUAAGCAGGGCGAGACCUCCGGUGACUACAAGCGAGCUCUGGUGGCGCUCAUCUCGCCGGCGUAAGGAGGACUGGACCAGCUGUUCGACGGUUGCAAGAUCUUACGAUAUCUAUUAAUGUUUGUAGCUGUAUCGAGCUAUAUUUAGGAGAAAUGUCAAUUCAUAUUUACGUUCACUAGCUGCUAGUUCAGCAGUUAAAAAGAUUAAUAUCACAAUGCAUAUGUCGAAUGAGCAGUUACUAAGUUAAGAUUCACUGUUGUAUUUAUUUAAGGUUUAAAGUUUAUUACUGAAGUUUUUUUACCAUCAUCUAGGCCUAAUUCUCAUUUUCAUACCCUCAAUUUCUCAACUAUGAUUUUGCUCAGUUAAGCAAUAAUUUGUGUGUAAACGCCCCGAACGUAUUUAAAUGUAUAAAGAUUUUGUACUGAAUGAUUGGACAUCACAUAAUUUUAAAUUUAAAAAGUAUUUUACCUUUUUAAGUGAUUAACUUGGAUUUUUUUUUUACCUUUUGAACGCCAUACGGUGCAUCCAUUUGCCGUGCCACUGACGCCACGGGGGUAAAAUUAUUGAGUGUUGUGGAUAAAUAAUACCAACCUAAAAGUGGGGUGUUUUUCAGUAGAUCGUCAUCAAAAAACGAUGGACGGCAAUUGCCGUCGGUGGCGUUCAAAAGGUUAAUACAAGCUUGAGUCUUCGUGAUGCGCUAAAUGUUAGUAGUUUAUAGUAUUUUAUAUAAAUAUUUGUUACAAUCUGCAUCGAAUGUCGAAAGUGUACCUUAUAUAUAGUUCGCUGAACGAAUAACUAGAAAGCAGUGCCUUGGAAUUGUUGAUUUACUCAAAUUAUAGUAUUAAUUAAUAUAUGUACAUUUAUAUUGUUAUUGCAAUGAUAAAUUUUAUUGUUUCGCGCAUUCCAUCCUUGUUUGUGGAGUUACUAGAUAUAGUUAACCUAUUAUUUCACCUCGAAUACAUUUUAAUUGUAUGUGUA